AAUCAAGUUUGGUGUGACACGUCGCGCCACCUGGUCCAAAAUAUUUCCAACACUGAGAAGGCUCUUUCGGCAGCUGUGCCUGAUCGUGUGGGUCGAGACUCGCUUCCUCGGCGUUAAUUUAAAAGUUGUCUGGUUUCCCUGGCUUUCGAUACGCCUUCAGUUGUCGCGUGCGAUCCCGGAUGCCUCCGCAGAAGACCAAGCGUCGAAGGGCAUCGAGCGUUCGGUAUUGUUGCGUGAAGGGCUGUCACAACCGAGAAGGCCUAGCUGGUGUCAAGCUCCACAGGUUCCCGUCGCGGCCCUGGGAACAAGCACGCCGCCAGCGAUGGAUAAAUGCCGUAAGGCGUGUAAACGAUGACGGUUCAAACUGGAGUCCGAACGAGAGCUCCAGGAUAUGCUCAACUCAUUUCCUGAACAACGAACUCAGCAAUAUCGAGAACCACCCUGGUUACUACCCAACGCUGUUCCCAGAAGUGUACCGGAAGAAGUUUGUAGAUCCUGAGGCUCAACUUGGAAGGUUCAGCAGGUGGCAGGAGCGAUCAGCAUGUUCAGGUGCCUCAGCUGCAGGUUCUUCAGGACUACCAUCUACAGGUGGUACCAGCCCAGUGCCUUCUGAGCAUGAUUCAGAUUCCAGUGGAGGCCCACAACGGGGGUUGGAGCUGCUGUGUGAAGCUGUAGAACUUCGAGAGAAGUGUUCAGUGGAGAUCCAGACCGAUGAACUCGGUACUUGCAGUCGAGGCUUCACAGUCUUCACGUGCUCCCUCGAAGGCGGCGCUGGUUGCACACAGAUCACACAUCGCGAGGUCUGCGACUUUGGGACACAGCACCAGCCAGAGUUGUCUUCAAAGUAUUCAGGUCCAAGCGAGAGGACCAGUUUCUUCGGAGGUUACGAGAGCAUCCGACAUUCGGAGGAUGCAUUACAAGGCAUUUGCAAUGUAAGCAUGAGUGUAUUUGCUUUGUUUUUGAGCAUGUUGCCCCUUGUCACCGAGCGGAGCUGUGAUGUAACGCUGGGGAACCGGCUGCUCCUCUUUCUCAUGAAAAUGAAGCUUGGGUUGAGCUACACUGCUCUUGGUGUGAUUUUUAGUGUCGAUAGAACUACAGCAUCGCGCCACUUCCGAGCUGUGCUGACAACGUUGACUGCUGCGACAGCGAGGUGGAUUUUCCGGCCUCCCUCUAGCAUUAUUCGAGCUACGUUGCCAGAGUGUUUUAAAGUCAACUACCUUGAAUGCAAAAUGAUCAUUGAUUGCACCGAAGUAAGAACAGAGGAGCCAAGUAGUGUUGGCCAGCAGCGCGUGCUGUACUCGAGCUACAAGAGUGGCUACACUCUUAAGUUUCUGGUCGCUGUAACCCCUAAUGGGGCUAUUUGUUUCCGUUCGAAGGCAUACGGAGGCCGAUGCUCCGACAUCCAUGUUACGGUGGACUCUGGGUUCUUAAACAUUGUGCAGCCGGGAGACGUAAUUCUGGCUGACAAAGGUUUUCCGGGCAUCAGGGCAGGUCUGGCAGACACCGAUGCGGUGCUCGUGAUGCCGCCUUUUUUAUCGGGGAAUGGACAGUUUAGUGAGCAAGAAGUGCGCGACACUUAUGACAUUGCCCAGGUCCGAGUUCACGUGGAGCGUAUGAUACAGCGAAUUAAGAUAUACAAUAUCCUCAGGACAACGGUGCCCAUUACUCUGAUCCCCCUGAUGGAUGAUGUUUUCCACAUGUGCUGUGUGCUGGCAAAUUUGCAACCUGCCAUCAUCAAGCCACAGGAAUAAGCGGCAGUAUGUGUAGGCCCAUUCAGACGAAUGGCAAGGCUUGGUAUGUGGCUCCAAUUUCUCGUAUGGGGGUCGACUCUUCCUGGGUACCAGCGUAGGCUCCAACGAGCUUGAGUAUCACUUAGAACGGUAAACCGCAACCCAGGGCCUACAAUGGAAAUGGCACCACCCCCCCCCCCCCCCUGGUUGCCGCCAUCUUACCCAAUUGCCACAUUAGUGAUCACGUGAAACUAAGAUGGCUGCGCCCAGAGGUGGGCCAGGUCAAAUUGGCCAGAUCACGGUAAGCAGAGGGGACCUCUGAGGCUGCGUUCGAAUCUUACUUGAAUGGAUCCGCAUUAUUCCGGUGGGUCAUGUCACGUGACAAGACUGAUAGAGCAACUGGACGCGGGUAGGUUUUCGAACGCCAAGGUACAGAACAUUUACCCUAGAGCGAGAUCAAGUAAAUUUUGGACUGCGGCCCUGCUUAUUGUAAUCUGGCCAAUCUGAUCUGGUGCACCUAUGGGCGCAGUCAUCUUAAAGUCACGUGAUCACUAAUGUGGCAAACGGUCAGGAUGGCGGCAACCGGGGGGGGGGGG
Molecule: messenger RNA, 2326 nt
Organism: Ixodes scapularis (black-legged tick)
Lineage: Eukaryota; Metazoa; Arthropoda; Arachnida; Ixodida; Ixodidae
Exons: 4
Coding region: 180-1751 (523 amino acids)
Source: RefSeq, a predicted model, not a curated record